Saccostrea cuccullata (small rock oyster) is the source of this 1845-nucleotide messenger RNA. RefSeq lists its product as uncharacterized. NCBI's taxonomy places the organism in Eukaryota, Metazoa, Mollusca, Bivalvia, Ostreida, Ostreidae. Bases 1 to 1845 code for a protein of 614 amino acids. The record is from RefSeq and is a predicted model, not a curated record. The transcript has a single exon.
AUGGGCUCUGGAUUUGGUUCAUCUGGAAGCGGAAGCUUUGGUUUUGGGGGUUCGUCUGGAACUGGAUCAUCAGGUUCAUUUGGAUCCGGAUCUUCAUCAACGGGCUCAGGUUUUAAUGCAGGAUCCUUUGGGGGUUCUGGAGCACCGUCGGGAUUCGGAAUGGGAUCAAGUUCUGGAUCUGCUAGUGGAUCCAGUUCACCGUCCGCAACAAAUAUGGGAUCAGGUUCGUCUGGUAGUAACGGAUUUAAUGUUGGAAGCUUCGGAAUGGGAACGACUUCUUCAAAUACAUCUUCUAGUGGAUCUGGAAUGGGAAGUUCUAGCAGUUUUGGUAUGGGGUCAUCCUCUUUCGGUGGUGGAUCAAGUGGAUUUGGUAUGGGCUCUGCAGCGUCGACUGGGUCAACGAAUGGAUUUGGAAGCUCUGGAUCUUCAGCCACAGGAUCUGGAUUUGGAACUUCAUCUACAUCCCAAGGGUCAACAAACGGUUUUGGAAUGGGAAGUGGGUCAAUGUCAUCCAGUUCUGGUUUUGGAUCAGAGUCUGGAUUCGGAUCAUCAUCUUUAUCAGGUGGAAGCUCUGGAACAGGUUCAUUAUCUUCAGGAUUUGGUUCAUCUUCAGGAAACACUACAUUAAGCAAAACUCCAACCUCUUAUUCAACUAGCAAUGGGCCUGGUACAGGAAAUGGUCGCUUUGAUUACAGUAAUAAUUUUGGAAGUCAGAGUGCCUCUACAGGAUUCGAUGCCUUUAGUAGCAAUGCUUUGAACAAACCGGGUAGUGGAUUUAUUAGACCAAGUCUACUGGAUGCCAGUUUUGGCUCAGGAAUGCCAAAGGGCGGUAGUUUUGCUGAUGGAAUUAAGGGUUACAACACCGCUGCAUCUGUACCAGGGGGUUCUGGAGUAAGUGGAAGUAGUGCAACGGGUGGAAGCACAGGUGUAUCCUCUAGUGUAGUAAGCAGUGCAGGGAGUAAACUUGGUAUUUCCGGCUCGGGAGCCACUGUAGGGGCAAACAAAGGAGAUGAUGGAUCAACGCUCAAUGGUUUUGUCGGAAGUUUUACAGGAAAUAAUCUAGGUAAUGUCUCAAAUGUUGGAGGAUUUUCUCCAUCAAGUUCAGGAAAUAGCGGAGCAGUUGCUUCGGGAGGAGGCGCUAGUGGCACAGCAGGCGGAAGUGCUGCUUCUUUUGGAAACAGCGGAAGUGGCUCAGCUCUUGGGUUUGGCAGUAGUGGGUCCACUGGUUCUGGUUCAGGAGGAUUUAAUGGUGGUUCGAGUGGAUUUGGGUCUGGGGGGAUUGGAGGAAGUUCAAAUAGUAGUUCUGGGACAGGGGGAUUUGGUGGUAGUGGUUUUGGGUCCGGAGGAUUUGGAGGAAGCGCAAGUGGAACAAGUUCUGGUGGAUUUGGGUCUGGUGGAUUUGGUGGAAGUAGCUCGGGUGGCUUCGGAUCCGGAGGUUUUGGUGGUAGUUCUAGUUCCACAAACUCAGGUGGUUUUGGAUCCGAUGGGUUCGGAGGAAGCUCAAGUGGUAGUGGUUCAGGUGGGUCUGGGUCUGGUGGUUUUGGUGGCACAACCUCAGGUGGUUUUGGAUCAGGUAGUUUCGGUGGAAGCUCAACUGGAAGUGGUUCGGGUGGCUUUGGAUCCGGGAGUUUUGGUGGCAGCUCAAGUGGCACCAGCUCAGGUGGGUUUGGUUCGGGUGGUUUUGGUGGAAGCAGUUCAACGGCAUUUGGUGGAAGUGGGGGCGGUUCUAAAAACGGAUUUGGAUCAAACACCGGGGGUUUUGAACAGGGAAGCGGCUUUUCCUAUACAGAUGGUUCGAUGAGUAAAGGGGUACACGACACACACGCCGGUGGCGGUCCUGUGUAA